Molecule: messenger RNA, 4628 nt
Organism: Pygocentrus nattereri (red-bellied piranha)
Lineage: Eukaryota; Metazoa; Chordata; Actinopteri; Characiformes; Serrasalmidae
Product: transmembrane protein 100
Exons: 1
Coding region: 253-639 (128 amino acids)
Biological process (GO): cellular response to BMP stimulus
Source: RefSeq, a predicted model, not a curated record
AGUUGGAUAGAGUUCAGUGUGCUGCUGCUGAUGAUUCACAAUGCAGAGCACCGUAUCACAGGACAGCAGAAAUAGACGGGGGCUGUGAGUGGAUUUCUCUCUUUUGUGAUCUUGCACUUCUCGCUUUUCCCUCUCAGUCUAUUUAGGUCUGGGCUUUGUCUAUUUGUUGUCAAACCAGCGCUGGCUUCCAAGAGCAGCAGAGGCAGUCCCACUGCAGAGGGGUUUUAGCCCCACGGCUUUCCAACUUUUAAGAUGGGCUGCACCACGGGGCAUCUGGUUUGCCAGCCGCAGCCCCCUGGCACUCUCAGCCAGGAAGGCCAAUCUCAGGAGGGUGCAGCCAAAGUCCCAGAGGUUCUGUCUUCUCUAGAAAGACUCUCGCAGGCUACAGGGGGCAUGGAGAAAUCCUGGUACCGCUGCAUCUUCCCUUUCGGCAUUAUCUCGCUGGUGAUUGGGGUGGCUGGCACCAGUGUAACCUACACCUACAACGACCUUCCUCAGACUAAAGUGGUGUCUGUGGUUCUGCUGAUUGUUGGACUGGUUCUGGUGCUGAUGGCCACUGCCUGCUGGACAGCCCACAAGAAGAAACGCAGGAAAAAGAAGGAAGGAGGUCCCUUUACUGGCGAGCAGUGUCCCCUUUGAGCAGAGAUCUAAACGAGGAAGACACUCUGGAUUCGGAGUACAGGGGAGGCUCUUAGCCCUGAAAAAGCCAUCUCAUCCUCUUUAAACAUUUUUUUGGUCCACUUUUCCACUCAGGUAGCAAGAAUGCUUAAAGAGUGCAGAUGGACGCUGUGUUCAGAACAUCACUCCAGGGAGCAGUGGAGCCCACCGGACAGGAUUGAGGGUUUGCUGGAGUCACACGCACAAUUUACUGCUACUCAGCAGGUGUCUAGUAUCAAAACAACUCAGAAGAGGACACAAACAAUUGUGCGCACACACAUACAGGACACUUAACACUCGUGGUCUGAAACACCAAGCCAUUGCUGGAGCCACUGCUGCCGUCAACACCGCCGUCAGUCCCUGGCAUUCCUGCCGUCAGGCCAUGUGGCUGCUCCUCACUAGUACCAAAGAAGUGGGCCAGAGAGGGCAACUGGACACCGUGUCGAAAGAGGAGUGCAACCCCGUCACCAUUGCACGUCAUUCUCCCAUCCUGUGACACCGUAGCAAUGUGUGAGCUUUUUUACACAACAGGAGAGUGGAACCUGAGCUGAGGGUCCACUAGUCCUUACUGGCAGCUGUGGAUGAGGAGGGAGAGAGGGCAUAAGCUGGAGAGGUCGGAAAUGUGUGUGAGUGUAUCUUUGUGUCAGAAGUAGACAAGUGUGAGGCCAGGAAGAUGGAAGAGAGCGAGCAUGACACCUGCUGUCUGUGCUCAUCCUCUGUCAGAGUUUGCAGAUGUCAGACUGGUGGAUUUUCAGCAGACUCUUGUUUUGUCUACCAAAACUCAUUCUGUUUGCAUUCACUUUUCUUUGGUUGUUAACUCUCAGGAUCUGCAAGAACAGCAGACAGAGCUGCUUUGUUGGGAAAACUACCAAGGAGGACUAUUAUGAGGACAUAGCUCUAGUGACAAACCCAUGGGCCAAAGCUCUGUUGUUUAGUGUUUGAAAAAGUAAGUUUUGUCUCCAGAGACAAGACUUCAUUUCCUCCCUCACAGAGAAAUGCGAUUACUGGAGGAAAUAUGAGAAAAAAAACACCCAAAGGGGGACGCCAGAUGUCAGAACUUUCAUCAGAGUUUCCUCCCAUUCAGUGCCUUGAGCAAAUGGGACUCAAGUAUGUACAGUAUUUUCUCACCCCGAUUUCUCUGUCUUCUCUCUCUACAGACCCGUUGGCCAGUGUCAGCUUUUCCAUUCAAGCUAAGCCCCAUAACUUUGUCAUUACAGACCUGAGGGGGGAAGUGUUCCAUGCUGCCCCCCUCCUAUACCCCUAUCUUCCACUCUCCCAACUCAUAAACCCCUUCAGCACUACGAUUGCCCCAGCCUGGCCCCCACAACGGCUGCAUUUCACAUCCAUUUUCGUGACGGAAAUACCUAUCAUUAUACAGUCUCUGGAUUCUCUCCAUUUGAAGAGAGAAUUACCUCAGACCACUCAGUUGUUGAUUGAUAAAAGGAUCAGAGUAAUGGAGCAGACAGGUUUGUCACAGCAUUGGCUUUUCCUAGCCAUCAAUACAGUAUUUUCUGUAGUCUCUGCCUUUGAAUCAGAGAAUUGGUUUGUGAACUCUUGUGAAUCUUGUUCAUGUGUUUUGGACAUUGGAAAAGUAUGUGUCAAAGCCUCUUACUUUACAGAUGAAAAUAUCUGGCAGGGAGGUGGUUUGUUUGCCCAUAUGGUUGGUCGGAAAAGAGUUCCCUUGAGACCAGUAGUAAUGUGAGACCAGUAGUAAGAAGAAUCUUGUCUGCUAUUUGUAGAAUGAUGGUCCAGAUAGAGGUUAAUGCUUUAAUUCUGGAGUGAAACAUUAUUGAUCAGGCUGAAAUUGAUUCCAUGAAACAGUGCAUCUGGUGCUUAAAACCUUCUUGUGCAGCAAAAGAAACAACAUUAAGUAGACAAAAAGGAUGAUAAGAAUAGCAUUGGUAUGAGAAACAUAACCUUGAUAGGUGAUACUUGAAAAGACAGUGUAUUUUUGUUGAGCUGUUUUUGGUUAUUGUUAUGUUUUUAUUUUUUUAGGAGUGUUUCAUGCUGACAAGUGCCUCACUCGACUCUGUAGAAUGUGUCUAAAGUCCUUAUAGAGAAGUAUGUUGGUGGCCAUCUUGGCAAUGUCACUGGAUAGUUAUUUCCAGUCAUGCAACACCAGACCCCAUGUCUCUGAUAAACAUCUUAUUAAAAAAAAAAAAAAAGACAAAAAAAACGCUGUUCGUAGCUUUGGGCUCUAAUAAUUCAAUUGGGUUGUUCUAGCUACUGCACUUGUACAGAUCCCAAUAAUGAGGGGGGCCUUCCCCGCUAACAGUUUUACCAGCAAGUCUUUUUUUGAUGGGCAGGAUUUUACCUGUAAACAGAUGCCAUGGUGAGUGUUAUGAGCUUUCCCAUUCACAUUUUAAACAGCAUCCUGUCUCCUCCUUCAUAAUGUCUCUGAUAUGUCAUAUGUUUAAGCCAUUAUAAAGUAGAUUUGUAGACUCCCACUACAACUGAUUGUAUCUUUAGUCACAUGUCACUAUUUUGGUCUCAAAUGUAGCGCCUUUGUUGGACGUAAAUUCUGUCAUGCAUUUAACGCUGCCUUCACAUUGUAUUAUAUCUGAAUGUCUGUCUUCACCAAAACAACUCUUCUUUUUAUUCAGGAGUGUUGUAUAUGCACAGAAUGUCUCUUAUGCUACAAAUAUUAAUAGGAAGCAAAUUAUCAUAUCUUUGUCUCUAUAUCAUAAUUUGUCUCUAUAUCAGUGCAUUUCUUUAUUGCCAAAGAGGAGAUUCCCAAUAAUUAUUUGAAUUUGCGUAAUGCAUGCUGGGUAUUGCAAUGUGAGAACAUUUAUGGAUGAAAGAUAACAAAACAGAUACAAAAUAGUGAAAUCUGUCAAAGUGAUGAGGCUGAGGGCUGUAAUGCUACACUACAAAAUACUACUUAACUUCACAGAUAACAUAUUAAACGCUACUUUUAGGCCAGAAUACUGCUUCAAAUUAAGUGCAGAGAGGAAUUGUUUUGAUAGAAAAGACUACAGAGACCAGGAGUGGUAGACAAUAGGGGUAACUCAAACUGGGAGCUCAUUCAAGGAAAUUAUGUUGGCCAGCCAGGCGAGGGGUUGAAAUUAGAUAUUAAGGAAUGAGUCAUCAUCAGUUAUAUUUAUUAAGCUUGAAGAAUUAUCCAAGAGCAAGGCAUGAUAGCCUAAUCGUCAGUGAGGGAUGGUAUGUUUUUAUAAAUUGUUGAUAUUCACUAAAGGAUCUUUUAUCUGUGAUACAGGAGACAACAAAGAGUACGCUCACUGACACAGGUGAUGCUUUUUUUCAGUAUGUUCAGAUAGAGCUGAUUCUGAGAGACCUCUAUUGUUUCCAUAGGGUUGUAUAUUCAGCAAUGGCAGGGUGCGGUAAAAGGCCGUUAUUCCACAGGUUCUCCAAGGUCUUCAUCACUUGGCCUGGAGGCCAGGCAUGGAGAGAUAUAAAAAGGUAGAGUGUAAAGGAUAGCUGAAGGGAGCUGGCAAUUUCAUUGAGGAAAAAACAGAGUGGAAGGAACCUGCUGCUUGCUUGGAGUACAGAAUCAUUUGCAAUCAGGAACCUAUCUUUCUCUCUCUCUCUCUCUCUCUCUCUCUCUCUCUCUCUCUCUCUCUCAUCAACUACAAACACCAAAUUUAUAGGUUCAUUCAUUCAGCUACAGCCUUGCAAAUGUAUUUUGUUCUGUAGUCUAUGAAACUGGAUUGUCCAUGACAUAUUUGUUUUGAAUUCUUGUUUUAGUUCAAUAUUGACAGUGACUUUUAUAACUGUUGUGUAAGAUAUGUUUAUUCUGCUGGUCUAAAAAGGUAAAAGGGAAAAUCUACCUCUUUCUCUGGGGGUAUACUUUAAUCUGAUUCACUGCAGAAUAUUGCCACUAGCUGGAGGCAGUUAUAUGCCUGUCUGUGAUUUGUAUUGUGUUCAGCAUGUAAAUACCAAUUACAUAUAUUUAUAUAUUUAUACUCAUAUUUAAGCACAUUUUGAAAUUGUAUUAAAGAAAUGUCAAGUGA